AUGGUCUUUGCCACCUGGUCCUUUAGCGCCAUUGUAGCCUACACCAUCUACAAAGCUGCUGGGAGAUAUCACCGCCAUCAGCGCCAUAUCGCCCUCGCUAAGAGCUCAGGGCUGCCUGUGGUUUCGGUUCCUUGGAAUAUCUACAAUCGUUUAUGGCUGGCCACAUUCAAGUUCUGGACGCUGCUGCUGCGAAAAAUUCUCCCAAGCUCCCUAACGGGCCUGUGGUUGGAAAUCCUACAGGCAGAAUGGACCCAUGUCACUGGACACAAAUAUUUCAAGGAGAUUGGCAAGGACAUAUUCGUUGCCGCUGCCCCCUCUGGACUCACCGUCUAUGUCGCUAAUGCAGAAGCCAUCACCCAAAUCACCGCCCGUCGUAAUGACUUUCCCAAGCCGCUUGAGAUUUACAAAUCCCUCAACAUAUAUGGGAAGAGUCUUGUGACUACCGAAGGAUCUGAAUGGCGCAGCCAUCGCAAACUUGUAGCACCGAGUUUCGGUGAGCGCAACAAUGAGCUUGUUUGGAACGAAACACUCCAUCACGCAAAAUCACUGCUUAGUCUCUGGGCUGGACCCGAGGGAAGAGGCAACAAGACCAUUAAUGAUCCUUCUGUAGCCGCAAUGAACUUUGCUUUGUACAUCAUUAGUAGCGCAGGCUUCGAUGUACGGGUUACCUGGCCGCAUGAAGAAGGUAAGGAGGAAACAGUCAGCAAGAAUACAGAACAGUCCAUCUCUUUCAGCUCCAAGGCGCCUCCCGGACAUACUAUGAGUUUUCGAGAAGCGCUCAGUGAGCUGCUUCAUAACAUCAUCUGGACCCAGAUAAUUCCUAUCCCAUGGCUUGAAAAAUCUCCGUUUACGGCGCAUCGUACAGUUGCCGAGGCGGCUGCCGAGUGGAGGGCUUAUAUGAACGAGUUGUAUGAGAUCAAAAAGGCUCAGUUUCUUUCCGGUGAAGGCAAGAGGGGGAUGGAUGUGUUCGAAUCGUUAAUUCGUGGUAGUGGUAUCACAGGUGAAAACCCCACAACUGCCGAUAAGAGCGAUAUCCUCGGUAACGCUUUUGUGAUCAUGCUGGCGGGCCACGAAACAACAGCAAACACGCUACACUUUUCGCUGAUUUUUCUCGCAAUGUAUUGGGCUUCCCAGAAACGACUGCAACAGGAUAUUGACCGGAUAUUCAAUGGCAGGCCGACGAGUGAAUGGACGUACGAAGAACAUUUCCCUAAGCUUUUCGCGAGCAUGCCAGCUGCAGUCAUGAACGAGACGCUCCGGCUACUGCAGCCAAUUGUCAACAUUCCAAAAUCAGUCACGCCAGACCAACCCCAGACCAUCCAAGUGGACGGCCAGUCAUACACUAUCCCUGCAGGUGCGAACGUCUUCCUUUGCUCGUCUGUCCAUCGCAAUCCGAAGUACUGGCCCGCACCCGAAAAUGACACAAUCGAUGAUGGUAUGGCGGACCCGGAUCGUUUCCGACCUGAGCGCUGGUUUACAAAGAACAACCUUUCGGAAUCUUAUGUCGAAGUUGAGUACGACGACGAAGCACUACGUGGACCAUCCGGUGAAGACACGUCAUCGGAGCUCUUCAAGCCUGUCAGAGGAUCCUAUAUCCCAUUCAGUGAUGGUGGCCGAUCCUGCAUAGGGCGACGCUUUGCGCAAGCUGAGGUUCUUGCAGUGCUAGCUGCUAUAUUCUCGCAGUACAGUGUCGAGCUUGCCGUUGAUGAUUUUGCUUCUGAUGAAGAGGUGGAAAAGAUGCCAAAGGGGGGCCAAGAGCGGCGAGAGCUGUACAAGAAAGCUGUAGACAGAGCCCAGCAUGCUCUUCGGUACAAAGUUGCAUCCAUUAUUACAUUACAGCUGCGGGGCACUUCUAUACCUAUCAGGUUGAUGAAGAGGGGAGAAGAAAGGUUCGCUUUUGAUUAG
Messenger RNA from Bipolaris oryzae ATCC 44560, 1905 nucleotides. RefSeq lists its product as uncharacterized. Gene Ontology annotation, molecular function: heme binding; iron ion binding; monooxygenase activity. Bases 1 to 1905 code for a protein of 634 amino acids. The transcript has 3 exons. NCBI's taxonomy places the organism in Eukaryota, Fungi, Ascomycota, Dothideomycetes, Pleosporales, Pleosporaceae. The record is from RefSeq and is a predicted model, not a curated record.